Messenger RNA from Camarhynchus parvulus, 2428 nucleotides. RefSeq names its product vascular cell adhesion molecule 1 (gene VCAM1). Gene Ontology annotation, molecular function: integrin binding. Gene Ontology annotation, cellular component: membrane. NCBI's taxonomy places the organism in Eukaryota, Metazoa, Chordata, Aves, Passeriformes, Thraupidae. Gene Ontology annotation, biological process: cell-cell adhesion. The record is from RefSeq and is a predicted model, not a curated record.
AUUCACCCUCAUACAUCUCGGGAAGUUCCUGUGCCUGGAGCCUGGAGCCUGAUGGUGUUGCAGAUCCAAGUCACCAUGCUGCUGAUAUCCUGGGUACUGAAAGGCACUGCAGAGGGACAUCCAUGUACCUCAUAAUUGAAGAGCAGGAAGGAUGUGGCAAACAGGGAAGUGACUGAUGUACAAGGGUAUUGCAGAGCUGCUGCUGCAGAGGGCGCUGAGCCAACGGACACCGCCCGGUUUGGGUGUCUUCCUCCCUGCUCUGGAUUUUCCCGUCCAGGGAUUUCCCACUCUGCGCCAAGGAGAGCCUUUAUAAAGAGCCAGCUGGAACUCUUGUAACAAACCGUUGCAGAGCAGCAAGAUCUCACAGUGCUUCUUCACAGAAAACAGAAAGCAAACUUUUGAAUUUGCUUUCUUUAACCAGUAACAGAAAUUACAAAUGUUUAAGGCGAUGGGAAGAGCAAGCCACGCUGUGCUAUUAAUUUUGUGUGUGUUAAGGACUGUUAAAGCUUUUGAAAUGGAAAUUAUACCUGCUGAGAGAAUUGUGGCACAGAUUGGAGGCACACUCAUACUCACAUGCAAUACUACUGGCUGUGCAUCACCAAGUUUUUCCUGGAGAACCCAGAUGGACAGCCCCCUUGGAGGAAAAGUCAGCAACCACAGGACAUAUUCUACAUUGACUAUGAAUCCAGUUGGCAUUGCGAAUUCUCAUUCUUAUCUUUGUACUGUCAUAUGUGAGAGAGGGAAAAAGGAGAAGAGUGUCAAAGUUGAACUUUACUCUUUCCCCAGUGAUCCUAUCAUUGAGAUCAGCCCAUCCUUAGUUGCUGGAGAACCAGCCCCUGUCAUCUGUAGAAUUCCUGAUGUGUAUCCUUCUCAUCACCUGGAAGUUCUCCUAAAGAAAGAUGAACAUGUUCUUCAUGAGAAAGAUUUUUCGGACGAUGACAGCACAAAUACAGAGACCAAAAUUGUGAAAUAUACAUUUCAUCCCGUGGCUGAAGAUGCUGGGAAAGAGAUUACCUGUGUGGCCAGGUUACCAAUUGCUGAUAUGGAUUUUGAACCCAAAGAAAGAACAUCUUCUCAGAAACUUGAUGUAAAUUUUGGUCCACAGAAUACUGUCAUUACUGCAUCUCCAGGCAACUCACCAAUGGAAGGAGACUCUCUGAACCUCACUUGUGUGACUCAGAGUAACCCACCAGCACAAAUAGUUUGGAGUAAAUAUUUGGCUGAAGAAAGCAUUCAGCAUCUGAUAAAAAACAAUGUUCUUUUUAUUCCCCGCGUCCAUUUCAAUGAUUCAGGAAGGUACAUCUGUGAAGUAAUUAAUCUGGUAACUAAUAAAACAGAGGAAGCAACUGUGGACAUUAUUAUACAAGGUGCUCCAGUCAUUACAAAACUCACCAUUGAACCUUCUACAACCGUUCAGGAAGGAGAAAAUGUCUCCAUACAAUGUUCUGCUGAAAGCAAUCCUCCUCCCAAGAUUAUUUUAAGGAGAAAAUCUGACAAUGCAGACAUAGGGACUUCUAGUGCCAGGAGUAUUCUUCUUCCAUCUGUGAUGUUCCAAAAUGGAGGAGACUAUGAAUGUGUAGCAGAAAAUAAGUAUGGGACCAGUAAAAGUGAAAUCACACUUAAUGUGAAAUAUGGACCAAAGAAUACAAUGAUCACUGUUUUCCCUGCUGCUCUUAAAGAAGGAGAAACUGUGACCAUGAAAUGUACUAGUUCUGGUAAUCCAGCUCCUGUGAUCUCCUGGAAGAAAAAGAAGGCCACCGGGGAGUCUGAGAAAAUUUCUAAAAAUGCAACUAUAACUAUACAGAACUUGAAAAAUCAAGAUCUGGGGCUUUAUGAAUGUGAAGCUUAUAAUCAAUUUGGCAAGGAAGAAAAAGCUGUGGAAUUAUUUGUUCAAGUUGACCUCCAAAAUAUUAAUGUGUUAGUAUAUCCAUCAGAAAAUGUUAAAGUAGAAAAUACAUGUAGCACAUAACCCUCAGAGACGGUCCUGAAAAAAAGCCCAUCAGGAGAAAUUAUUCUGCCAUCAGUGAAUGGAAACUUUAUACUCUGCAGCGUCACCAAAAAAUAUACAAGCAUAUACAUCCUCCAUAUUUUCAGUAAGGUUGGAACAACAUUACAGAGAUUGAGAUAGCUGUUGUAAGUAGCUGGCAAGAUUAGAAGAACCAGAUCAGAUGAUCCCAUUGAUUAUUGCAUUCUCAUCUGUAGCAGCAGUAGCAGUACCUGCAGUUGCAAUUUUGAUCUACGUGUCAAGACAAGCAAAGAUCAAUGGAUCCUACAGUCUUGUAAAAGCACUCAGGUUGAAAGUUUGAUCAUGUGAAUAUAAGUGUUUAGUUGAUAAUUAAGCACUUUUAUUUAUUGCUGUGACUGGUUCUACUCUUCUGUAACAUAUGGUAACAAACAAGUGACUUAAGAACAGCACCAUGUGAUAGCA